CCAUGGAAACACCCACACCUAAUCUCCUUUCAUUCUUUAUCCUCUCUUCUUUAUAUUAACGCAUGAAACAUGCAACCCAAUCUAUUCACUUUGCACUCAAAACCUCCUAUAACUUUACAGGUUUAAGACCCACCAAAUGGCACCAUCGGCUGCGAUGUUCAUGCUCUCCUAUCCUCCUAUUCAGCAGAUAACAACAAGAAUAACAAACAGUUCUAUGCAGCCACAACAGGAACCGGCUCUGCCAGUAGUUAAAUGUCAUCUUCCGGCAAGAAGCUCAUCAGAAAGUUCUGAAAGUUCUCGUUCUCAGUUUAUUCUUUGGCUGUUUGGUGAUCCUGCUACGUAUGACAAGAGGUUCCAACGAGCUGUUGAACUUAGUUGCUCAUGAUGGAGAUUCUUCCUCUACUUUCUUCUUUCUUGUGUGUUAUAAAUGUAACAUAUUAAUUUCUUCUUCCAAAAUCUCACACUGUUCUGUAAUUUUAUACAAUAAUGAAACCGUUGGAAG
This is a messenger RNA of Eruca vesicaria subsp. sativa (arugula), 502 nucleotides long. NCBI's taxonomy places the organism in Eukaryota, Viridiplantae, Streptophyta, Magnoliopsida, Brassicales, Brassicaceae. The record is from the annotation of a GenBank genome assembly.